This is a messenger RNA of Melanotaenia boesemani (Boeseman's rainbowfish), 2265 nucleotides long. RefSeq lists its product as uncharacterized. The transcript has 3 exons. The coding region runs from base 297 to 2054 and encodes 585 amino acids. NCBI's taxonomy places the organism in Eukaryota, Metazoa, Chordata, Actinopteri, Atheriniformes, Melanotaeniidae. The record is from RefSeq and is a predicted model, not a curated record.
UUACCAUGCAUGUUUUACGGGUAACAAAAGUCAAUUCUUUUCUUUACAUUUUAAAUCAAAUUUUAAGAUGUUAUUACUUUGUACUAAAUUAUUAUCUAAACUAAAAGACAAAAGUCAGACCGAAGUGUACAGAAGGUGAGUCUAAAACGUGUCAGAUACUUUGACAGUUUGGACUUUUACAGGAAAUAUUUAUGUUUGUCUUGUUCCUGAUCUUUAUAUUAAGGUUAUAGAGAGACUGGAAAACAUUUAUUCUUCCAUGACAAACCCUCAGUCCUCCACAGCUCAGCUACCUCAACAUGUUCUUCGACUUCAGGGCUGCAAAGCUUUCUGCAGAUGAUCUCUACAGAAAAGGAAAAGCUUGUGGUAUCUUCGACAGGGUCUUUGUGUCUUCACAUUCAACUCUCAGCAGAUGCAACCCGUCCUCCAAAGAUGCAAAUUUUCCCUUUUCAAAAGUGAGCGUCUUCCUCACAAUCGUUGUGAGCUUCACCUACAACAUUCUGCUGAACGGGGAUAUGGAGUGUAACUGCGAGGACGUAGUUCGGGACUGUUUAGUUCACAUGUUUCUGCCAUGUGGUAUUUUUAUUUUCCUGAUACUCUGGACAGAUAAAACGUGUCACCAGGCCUCUAAAUAUACAUUUGCAUGUCAAAUUAAUGGUAAAGGAAAAGGCUACCGGAAGACUUUCUGCUGUUUUUUGGUGGCUCGUGUUAUCAGGGCUUUUUGUGUCGGCCAUCUGUGGGUCGUCUCUUUGUUCAUUGAUGGAGACUGGUAUGUUUGCUUCGCAGUCUAUAGGUUUGAUCAACAAAAGCCGUUAGCCUGCUUAAAGAAAGAAAACAUGACGGCUGGGGAGGAAAUGGCCAUCAUUCAACUGAAAAAUGAUUCCAGGUUUUUUGGGUACUGGCUUCUUUUUGGACUAUUUUUUCUGGGAGCCUUGGCAUCAAUGUGCGAAUGGAAAAGAUGCUGUUCUGGAAAAAGAUCUCAACUUAUCUAUGACAAACUCUUGUUGAAAGAGGGACAUAACGAGCUGAGAGAAACUUUGCGGCAAGCAGCCAAAGGUGAGCUGACUAGAAACUAUCUCAGCAAAAUCCGUGAAGGCAGAUGGACAGAAUGUCUGGAUUUUACUGAAGAGCUGAUUGAAAAGUCCGUUAAACCACCACUUUCUACACAACAAACGAGAGAGUUGCCAGAAGAAAACAGAACUAUAAGACCAGAUCUACAUCAGGAGCCACAGCAACAAGGACCGGCCCAACUGCAGCCACAGCCUCUUAUAAAACACCUGGGCCAACAGCAGCCACAACCUGGAGAGGAAGACCUGGUCCAGCAGAAGUCUGGAGAAGAAGACCUGGACCAGCAGAAGCCUGGAGAGGAAGACCUGGGCCAGCAGAAACCUGGAGAAGAAGACCUGGACCAGCAGAAGCCUGGAGAGGAAGACCUGGGCCAACAGCAGCCUGGAGAGGAAGACCUGGGCCAACAGCAGCCUGGAGAGCAAGACCUGGAGUUGCACGAAGAAAACAGAACCAGAAUAAGACCAGAUCUACAUCAGGAGCCACAGCGACAAAGACCGGCCCAACUGCAGCCACAGCCUGUUAUAAAACACCUGGGCCAACAUCAGCCUGGAGAGGAAGACCUGGACCAGCAGAAGCCUGGAGAGGAAGACCUGGACCAGCAGAAGCCUGGAGAGGAAGACCUGGUCCAGCAGAAGUCUGGAAAAGAAGACCUGGACCAGCAGAAGCCUGGAGAGGAAGACCUGGGCCAGCAGAAGCCUGGAGAAGAAGACCUGGACCAGCAGAAGCCUGGAAAGGAAGACCUGGACCAGCAGAAGCCUGGGCCAGCAGUACCAUGGAGAGAAAGACCUGAACCAGCAGAAGCCCGGAGAGGAAGACCUGGGCCAGCAGUACCCUGGAGAGAAAGACCUGGGUCAGCAGAAGCCCGGAGAGGAAGACCUGGGCCAGCAGAAGCCCGGAGAGGAAGACCUGGGCCAGCAGUACCCUUGAGAGAAAGACCUGGGCCAGCAGAAGCCCGGAGAGGAAGACCUGGGCCGACAAAGUUUAUUUGAUUUUCUUCUCUUAACAUUUUUCUCAUGGAGAGCCACCACAUUGAGACCUUUUCCUGCUUGGUCUGGAGGACUGUUGCCAUGGGGAUGGCUGUGGGUGGGGGGCCGGAGAAGGUGUGUUUUUAAUUAUUUUAUAUUAUCUGCAUUUUAUUAUGUGAAACACUUUGUGCUCCUCAUGUAUGAAACGUGCUUUAUAAAUAAAAUUUGAUUUAGA